UAAGGGAUGAAAUAAUCAAUACCCACCCCCUACUACCGAAGUUCUACCACAGUGCUAUGGGUUAAUACGUUUGCAUGCCUGGUAGUUGAACAGGUUACUAGAGCUAACUUAUGAAAGUGAAUCAAGAAAAUAUACUUCUCUUGAUCUUAUUAAGUAAUUCUUAUUUUUUAUACAAUAAUUUAAGCCGAACUACUGACGAUUAACGGUUAGCAGUGAGAAAAUGUGCAAGAGAAAUUCAAGUACAAAACACUCUAGUGUUACAAGAGAAAAUAUGAUACAGAAGUCAAAUGUUCUUCGAUGAAGCUUUUAACUUUUAGUAUUUACAUUAAUUUACGGAAAAAGAUGGAUCAACAAGAGGAUUGUUCAAAUCAAAGGAUUCAGCCUGUUCGCAGAUACCAACAUGACUUCAAACCAGACAAUCAUACUCAGCAUCCAAUGUUAAUAGGCCAGUCACAACAUCUGAACAUGGGUAGACCCACAAUUCGUAUCGCUGUGUAUCUAAUGUCUGGAGUAUUUCUAACUAUGGAUGUAGAGAGAAGUGCAAGUGUUCAGCAAAUCCUCUCUGUAGUACAAACAGAAGGAGAAUUAGAACUAGCCAGAGCACCACCAAUAAUAGGACAGCCAGUCUUUGCCUUGUGGCUUUGUUCAAAUCAAUUAGAAGUUCAAUUAAAACAGACACAGCGACCACUGGAAUUAGCUGCAAAGUGGAGUCAUCUGUUGCAUAAAUAUGGAACACAAGAAGGUGUAGAAGAUGAAGAACCAGUACUUUAUUUUCGAAGAAAUGUAUUCCUAUCACGUAGGGACGAGGAGCAGAUAAAAGAAAUCAAGGUCCUAGAAUUACUCUAUGCUGAAGCUAGGCACAAUGUCCUAGAAGGUAGAUAUCCCUGCGAAGGACAAGCACGAUAUGCUAGUUUGGGAGCUUUACAAGCUCGCAUUGAACUAGGUCCGUACAACUCUCAAACUCAUACCUUGGCGUACUUUAGAAAACAUAGAGCUCGAUUUUUACCACAUCAUUAUACGUCACCAAGUCUUCUAUUAGGAUUAGGACUUGGAUUGGGUUUGGUUGGUGGGAAAGGAGCCCCAGAAGCUCGUCUUCUGGAGCAAUAUAAAAGGAUACCUAAUCAUACAGGAACCAAUGCUAAUCCUAGAAAACUUAUACGAAAGUAUUUGGAGUUUUGUUGGGGUUUACCUUGCUACGGUGCAGCAUUUUUCCAAGGACAAAUUGAACGUCCUGUACGAGGCCUUGCAUCCUGGAUCACACAUCGUGAUCUUCCAGUUUUGGUUGCGAUCAAUACAUCUGGAGUCUACAUUGUCGAUGACAUGCAAUGCAGCCUAUUGCUGGGAUUGAAGUACUCGGAGUUAAGCUGGGAAAUGGCAAAACCUUCUGACGAAGGAAAUCGUGAUUGUCUGCCUUGUCUUUUCCUACAAUUUCCCGUACGAGAAAACGGUGCACGGGUUUAUAAAAUACUACAAGUAUUCUCAAGACAAGCAAUAAUGAUGGAUACUCUGAUCUCUGGAUUUGCUGAGGAGAGUCGACGUUAUGAUUCUGCUGAUCUUAAUCGACUGGCUGAGAAUUCUGUGAUAACCAAUACUGGCAGCUUUACCAAUAAACUCAGUAAAUUUACCCUGGCUACCUUUGACGAUGAGGGACGGUGUAUCGGACAAAUGGGUUCUUGGUCUUUUCAAUAGAUAUUACUUACAAUUAGAUUUUGUAUGAGGUAGCGACAUAUGAGUAUGCUCUUGCGCACAUGUGUUAUAUAAUAAUGAUACAUUUUUUUAGAAAAUUUCG
Messenger RNA from Cephus cinctus (wheat stem sawfly), 1789 nucleotides. It is a transcript of the gene Bili, whose product is annotated as FERM domain-containing protein 8. Gene Ontology annotation, biological process: negative regulation of canonical Wnt signaling pathway. Gene Ontology annotation, cellular component: cytoskeleton; plasma membrane. The record is from RefSeq and is a predicted model, not a curated record. The coding region runs from base 298 to 1689 and encodes 463 amino acids. The transcript is spliced from 7 exons. Lineage: Eukaryota; Metazoa; Arthropoda; Insecta; Hymenoptera; Cephidae.